Molecule: messenger RNA, 4235 nt
Organism: Oryzias latipes (Japanese medaka)
Lineage: Eukaryota; Metazoa; Chordata; Actinopteri; Beloniformes; Adrianichthyidae
Source: RefSeq, a predicted model, not a curated record
UCAAUCAUUUUUAACAUUUAGAUCAGUUUUAUCUAUGUAUUUGUGUCUUGUAAUUUUUCAUUGUGACAUAAGAGUGUAACACAGACCGAGUCUUGAUAGUUGUAGCUUCCGAAGGUGACUCACACGGGCCUCUUUUUACAACAGUAUUUUUUUUUAUUUGUUGUUUCUUGACAUUUACAUGAAAAAUAGUUUUUUACGACACUCUCUCCUCCCUCGCGGGCCUCGGUGGGGUUAGCUGUUGCCUUGGCGACCUGAUCAUAAACUAGCGACGGUAUCCGUUCGUGACCUGACUCGGCGUCCCGUUCGUUCGUUCUGACGCGAAGCUAGAAACAACCAAAAGCGGGAUUUAAGAAGAAAUGGCGUCCCGUUUGGUCCCGGAAUUCCCCGCCGUUCUGGUGGCCCUUGAGCACCUGGAGGAGCUGAACCGGCAACUGCGGGAGGAUGGGGCCCCGGGGGCCCCGGAAGCCAGCAUCCUGCUGUCGGACGUCGGCGCCACGGUCUCCCAGCUGGAGGCGGACCGGCGCGCGGCUCACGAGCGUUUGGAGGUGGAGACGAGAGAAAACGGGAAGCGGGGGCACCAGGUGAGCGGCGUCCGCGAGCGCCUACGCGGGGAGGUGACGGCGCACGCGGCCGCGGCCCGGGCAGCCCACGCGGAGGAGAUGGAGGCGCUGCGCAAAGACCUCAGCACCACCUCCGAGCUCCACCAGGAGGCCGCCACCAAGCUGCUGGAAGUCCAGAGCCAAAACAAGGAGCUGCAGGCAGAGCAGGAGACAGCCAGGAGUCACCUGGAGGAGGUUGUUGCCACCUUACAGGAUCUCCUCAUCCAAAAAGAGAGGCGGCAGGGGAAGCUGGAGGAGAGCUAUGAGCUGAUGGAGGAGCUGAAGUCCUCCAUAAAUGCUGCGGAGCAAGAACUCCAAACUCUGCAGCAGAGCACGACUCUGGAGCGCGAGGCUUUUCCGGAGCUGAAGGCCGGCCUCCUCGGACAGGUGGAGGAGAUCCAGGAGGAAAUCGAUCGCCGGUUUGAAGCCGUGAAGAUGAGAAACCAAGAAAUAGACCGAGUCAACAAACGGAAAGAGGAAACGCGCAGAAAUCUGGAGGAACACAGUGUUCAUGUGGCCGAACUGGAGACCAAUGUGGUGAGACUGAAGUCGUCAUGGCAACAGUGUGAGCUACAGCUAGAAGAUGAGACCCGAAGGUAUCAAGAACUGACGGAGCAGUGGGAGAAUCGUAAACAGGAGUUGCACGACUUAAAGGAGACGUUUAGUCAGAGGAUUCACGAUCUUCAAGAGCAAAUCGCGGCGGUGGAAGCUAAAGUGGUGGCGGGCCGGGCGGCGAGGGCGCUCCAUCAAGAGUCCCUGCCUCACAUGGAGGAGAUUUGCAAGCGGAGGCAGGCGGAAGAAAACGACGGAAAGGCGGAGCUUCUGCGUGUGUCGCAGCGGCUGAAGCGGCUAAAGCGGCAGCUGGAUCAGAGCGCCGCCGCCAUCGCCCAACGCAACCACGAGAUCCGGCUGAUGGACAGGCAGGUCAAAGACCUACGGGAGACGGAGGCGGCCAACCGGCCACUCCUGAAGAAAAACAAGGAGAAGCUUCUCAUCGGCGUCAAUGCGGAGAAGAAGAACGUCGGCCUUUUGGGAGAUGAGGUGAAGCAGCUCAGACGGCAGCUGGAGGAGGAGAGGAGGAGGCAGGAGGAGCAUGCGGAGAAGAUGAAAGCUGAGAUCGGUAACAGCGUCAGGAGGUACGAGGAGCUGCUGCAGGAAAAGGCCGCUCUCCACCAGCGACAGCCUCAAAGUGCGGAUCUCCAAAGGCUGAAGAGCCUUGUCGCCCGACGGGAGGCGGAGUUCAGAGAAGAGGAGAGCGUCCUUCUGCAGAGGGUUCAGCAGAAAACCACAGAGGCGGAGAGCGUCGGCGAGAACCUCAGAGAGAAGCAGAGGGAGGUGGAGGAGAAAGAGAAGACGCUGGGGGAGGCGGAGGCCAAGCGGAACGAAGCUUUGACCAGGUAUGACACUCUGAGAGAACUCACUCUGGAGCUGCAGAGGAGGACCGCCGAGCUGGAGCUCAAGAGUCAGGAGGCGGAGGAAGGAACCAGGGGGCUGCUGCUGGCCAAAGCCGACAUGAAGGCGGAGCUGGAGGAGCUGCGAGCGCGGUACACGGCGCUUCUGGACCAGCAGGCCUCCGAGCUGAGAGCAGUGGAGGUGAGCAUUUACGACUGCAGCGUGAAGCUGGAGCAGGUCAGCACGGAAAACAGCAGACUCCGCCUCCGCAUCCGGCAGGUGACGGAGGACGUCAGAGCAGCCGCCGAGCACAGAGACCACCACCAGCAGGAGACCCAGAGGUUCAGGCGCCACCACAGAGCCUUAAAGGAGAGACUGCAGGAAGCCUUUGAGCAGGACGAAGUGCUGGUUCAGGACCAGCAGAGUCGUGACGGCGUCCUGCUGGCGUCCAUCAGGUCUUUGGCGGAGCAGCUGAAGAGCCGGAAGCAGCAGCUGCUGCAUUUCAGCACAACGCUGGACAGACGGAUGCUGGACUUUAGCAAACGACUGGGAGAAAAAACAACAACAACAACGUGACAGUCACAGCAGAACGCCAUGAUAGGACGAUGAUUCCAAAUGACUGGAUUUCCUCUGUAUAACCCAGACUUCCUAUAAAUUGGAGCAAAAUCCAAAAUAUACAAACACUUUGGACCUGCAGUCUUUACUUGUCUUUACUUGGUUUGUUGCUGCCUCACAUUGGCUUUGACCUAGUUCAACAAAUACUUUUAACUGAACUCAUCCUUAAAAGGUUAAGGUCUAAACUUAUCCUGAACAUUUGUUUAUAAUAUUACUAAAUCUAACUUAUCCUUAACUUAACCUUUAACGUGGAAAUGAAACAACCAACGUGUUAUAUUUAAAUAGACAAAGGACGAUCUUUUCCUCCCAAAGGUCAGGAUGCCCAUCUCCACUCCUUGAGGGCCGCCGGUGUGCUGCUUGCUUUCUAACUAACCUGUCAUUAUAGCUUUUUUUUAUUGCCAAAAUACACCUGAUCCAGGUAAUCAGCAGCAGAUGGGGCGGGGUUUUCUUAAAACACUAGCAGGGUCCCACCAGCUCUGGAGUCCAACCCCCCCUGGACUCUAAACAAACCCCUAGGUCAUGUAACCGCACCCAACAUUCAUCAGUUACACCACAGAUGGCAUAGUUUGGGCUACAUUUAAUUUAAUUUAGUAACAUAGUAAUAUAGUAACUGAAGUGGUAUUUGGGGGGUAAAUUACUGAAAAAGAAAUCUGUGAAAACCCCCACAAAGCGAGUGCUGGUUUGUUUUGGUACCAUUUGUAGAAAAAUGAAGCUAGUUAUCUGGUUACUAAUAAGGUCACAAAUGGUAACCGGAGCCCCCCCCCCGUGUAGCGUGCUCAGCUCCCUCUUGUUUGCCGUGUGCACCCAUGCCCCCCAAUCGCCGGUCGUAUGACAAAGAAAAAGCUCUGGAUGCAGAGCGGCAGCGUGGCAUUGUGCUGCGCGGAGAGGCAAGCUGCUGAUCAUCAACAACAACAACAAAAGCCGGAGUCAGCUGCUGAUGCUGGAGCAAAGAGGACAAACAGACACAUGCACGCACACGUGGGAGAGUCACAUGGUCCCCACACAGAAAACGCCACAUUCUUUUAGGCUUUGGUUAGAUGACACAUGACUUAUGGGAAACUGACAUCUUCAGGAACCACAAACUGAAACUGAAUCAUGAAAUCAGACAUUUUCACUUGUCUGUUUGCAAUGCCAGGCAUUUGAAAAAGCAUUCAAUAGAAACCAACAUCAGAUGUUGCUCACCUUUCAGCGAAUCAGUGAGUCACGGGUGGAGAUUUUUACAUCCUGACACAACCCUGUAUUUGAUCCGGGCUGGGGACCGGCAAAGGGGGACCCAGACUUGGGGGCCCCCUUGUGGGUACAUAGUAGAACAAAAGGUCUUGCCCCCAAGGACUCACACUAGAUGAAGCUCAUCGCAUCCCCUGGGAAACGAACUCUGAUUUCCCAAGUGCCAGUCCUACACUUUCUAGGACAUAGUUUCUGCAGAGGGGCAGCGGAUCAUCAGUUGGCAUGGAGAAACCCCGCCCCCCCUUUCCUUUUCCGUUCCUUAUAGCAUGUGGCUCGCCCAGUAUAUUUUCUCCGUCACAAACACACUAUUCAUUAAACAGCUCGUUUCUUUUUCUGUCUGUUCCCGAUUCACAAUGAUUUGAAUAAAGAAAAACUCAGAGAUGCAACUUUAAGCUUAAAUUU